Molecule: messenger RNA, 738 nt
Organism: Salvia splendens (bonfire salvia)
Lineage: Eukaryota; Viridiplantae; Streptophyta; Magnoliopsida; Lamiales; Lamiaceae
Product: chromatin modification-related protein EAF7-like
Exons: 2
Coding region: 1-738 (245 amino acids)
Source: RefSeq, a predicted model, not a curated record
AUGGCAGCAUCGGAACCAGUAGUACCACCCGUAAUAAAACCAAAGGCGGUGAAGAGAAAGUUAGUGUUGAAAGGAGACCAGAAGGGGGUACGAUCGAAACCUCAAAGAGUGUCGCAAAGAUGCUUGGGCAAGUGGGAGGCUAGUAAGGCGAAGCCUAACACAGAGGCAGAUCCGGUGGAGAUCCUGAGCGAAGAGGAAAGGGCGACUCCCACAAAACCUGGGGAGAAGUCUUUACCCACUACUGACAUAAAGGAUACUGCAGUGGAGGCAGGAGAAGUCUCUCCGACACCAAGUGGCCAAGUAGGCCAUGAGGAGCAAGAAACCAACGAUAUCCGUACUAGCGGAGAGACCAAUCCUACUGCCCAGGAUAAAUCUUCACAACAAGCUGAAAAGGAACCCGAAGCAGAGGAAGAAGAGGAUGAUGGACAGGAAGCCAGGUAUCAAGCCGAGAGAAAGCGAAAAGGGAAGGCCCUUUUGCAAAGGAAACCCAGCGGAAUGAAACGACGCGCGGUGAACAUAGGAGUGGUACUUACUGAACCCGCUCAAGGAACCCCACCAAGCCACCGGGAGCAGAGUGAUAGCGAGUAUGCUGUCAGCGAAGAAUCAGAAUCGGACAGCGAUACAUCCAUGGAGGAUGAGGAGUACAAUGAGCAACAACUCCCAGACGAUCAUCGGGAGCUUUUGCAUCCUCCUGCGGGAGAGACUCCGAUACAAGCGAUGGACGGUAAAGCUCACUGA